GGGAGUGUUUUGCUUUCGCGACCUGUCGUCGUUUGCGUUAAUGAAAAAACUUUGAAGAGUGCAAAUUACUUUAAAAAAAACCCGAUUUAACGCGUUAUUUGUCCGUGCUACGUAUAUUCCGAAUGUCCGUCUGGUACUGCUGGUCACUGUGACAAUAAUUGUUUUCACUUCUCGAAUGCGCAACUACACGUAUUCGGAAUUCUUUUUCGGGUUUCAAUUUUGUGUGGUAAAGGAAACCCUCGGGUAACCUGGAGGGGAGCUGAAGAGGGUGAGGCGUGUACAGAUAUAAUAGAAGAAAGUUGUCCAUCAAGAGGGAGGGUGCCUGUUUUGGUGAUAGUGGGACAAGUAGUUGUCCUUUCCAUAAGCUGGAGUCGAAACUCGCCGAUUAGACAGCGAAACAAUUUCAUUCAUAGGGAAGACGAAUGCCGCAACCGGAUCAUCGGGAUCGUGACAUCGAAGGCAACAAUAUGACGAUGAAUGACGAUGGGAACGGUGCCAACAGUAACUCGCUGGGAGUAACGACGACAUCCAACAAUAAUCCGCUUUUGACGACCAAUACGACGACUACGGCAGCUGCUGCGAAUGGCAACAAUGGAGGAACUAAUCCGGGCAACAACAAUGGAAACAACAAGCUAAACAACCUAGAUAAACGACCAUCCAUAGGGGCCAACAACAAUGGCAAUAACGAAUCAUCCACAACAGCUGCUGUUGCCGCGGCAGGUUCUCGGUUCAUUAUUCCAAAGACGAACGAAAUCGAGACACUUCCGCCCUUGAAGGAUGCCACCCUUGCGUCGGAGCGAGAAGAGCUGUUCAUCAAAAAAAUCCGCCAGUGUGGUGUUCUGUUCGACUUUUCCGAACCCUUGAAUGACCUUAAGUAUAAGGAAAUCAAGCGAUGCGCACUGCAGGAGAUGGUGGAAUUCGUUGGGACACAACAUCAGAUCAUAACCGAACCGAUCUAUCCGGAAGCGUUCCAGAUGUUUGCGGUCAAUUUGUUCCGCACGCUGCCUCCGUCUUCGAAUCCCAAUGGGGCUGAAUUCGAUCCCGAGGAAGAUGAACCGACGUUGGAAGCAAGCUGGCCACAUCUGCAGUUCGUUUACGAACUGUUUCUCAGGUUCCUUGAAUCGCAAGACUUCCAGCCGAGCGUGGCAAAACGCUACAUAGAUCACGGUUUCAUUUUGAAUCUAUUGGAGCUUUUCGAUUCGGAAGAUCCGCGUGAACGUGAUUUUCUGAAGACAGUGCUGCAUCGGGUGUAUGGCAAGUUUCUCGGCCUUCGUGCGUUCAUACGCAAGCAAAUCAAUAACAUUUUCUACAAGUUUAUCUACGAAACGGAACAUCAUAACGGAAUAGCCGAGCUUUUGGAGAUUCUUGGAAGUAUUAUUAACGGUUUCGCUUUGCCACUUAAGGAGGAGCACAAGCAGUUUCUGCUCAAGGUUCUACUACCAUUACAUAAGGUGAAAAGUUUGUCCGUCUACCAUCCGCAGCUGGCUUACUGCGUGGUACAAUUUUUGGAAAAAGAUCCCAGCCUGACACAGCCCGUCAUCAAAUGCCUUCUAAAGUUCUGGCCAAAAACGCACAGUCCAAAAGAGGUGAUGUUUCUGAACGAACUGGAGGAGAUUCUGGAUGUUAUCGAGCCGGCCGAAUUUCAAAAAGUGAUGGAACCCUUGUUCCGCCAGAUUGCAAAGUGUGUGGCCAGUCCACACUUCCAGGUGGCCGAGAGAGCACUCUAUUACUGGAACAAUGAAUACAUAAUGUCAUUGAUUUCGGAAAAUUCCAAGGUUAUUCUGCCCAUUAUGCUACCGGCCCUGAACAGCAACAGCAAAAAUCACUGGAACAAAACCAUCCAUGGACUUAUCUACAACGCGAUAAAGCUGUUCAUGGAGAUGAAUCAGAUGCUGUUCGACGAAUGUCACCGAAAAUACACGGCAGAACAACAGAACGAGAAGGAAAAACUUAGCCGACGGGAGGAACUUUGGCAGCAAGUGGAGAAUCUCGCCCGACAACAUCCGACGUAUUCAAAGUUCGCUGAAGAUGAUGGAGUUAUACGGUCUACUAAUAACGCUGGUGCUUCUCUGUCGGGCGAGCUGGUCCUCGCGUUCGGUGGCAGCAGUCCCAAAUCGCCGGCAACGACAGGACUCCAGCACAACACCUAAAAGCACCAGAACCGGGUAUGUCUUUAACUCUCAGCUGUGGAAUACAAAAACACAUGCACUGUUCUUUUUUAGCAAGUACCUUUUUUCAUACACGAACGAGCAAAUGUGGAACAUAUUAAAAUUAGCAAACAUUUUUUGAGAUGCGCCGUGCUGGACAACGUUUUUAACAUUUGAAUACGCUACCUGUAGGAAGAAAAAUAAUUACACAAAAAAAUAGAAGCUGAGCGCUGUUGAAAUUAUAUAUUAUACUAUACUUAUUGAAGAAGAAGAAAGAGAAAAAAAAUGUUGCAUUACCCCAGAAAUAAACUUGCAUGUUGUUACACGGAUAAUUAAAAAAAAAAAGCAGAAAAAGGUGAACAAUAACAGCAUAGGGCGACAGUUGUUUUGCUUGGCGUGGAUUAUUUUGCAUUUUUAAUGACAUUAAACAUUGAAUUACAAACUUUACUUUUUUUGUUGUUUAAAUCUGUUCUGCAGUUCGUUCGAUGUGACACUGAACGCCCAUUUUAUUAGUUGACGAGCGUUAAAGGGAGGUCAUCAUGUUCGUAAACCAAAUGUUGGUAAAAUUGAUUUCAACAUGAUAAAAAAAUCUCAUCUCUUGACAAUUGCUUCAGAUUGAAACAUAGUUUCGCGUUUCGCGGAGAAAUUUGACCAGUUGGUGCAACGUGUAUUUUGUAUGUUGCUCAUGUGUUGAAGCCCGCUUAAAGAGAUUAGAAACACUUACAAAUUGUGGUAGCUAAACUAGUUGGAAAAUACAGACAGAAAUGAAAAAAACUGCUUAAAGUGGUUUUCGCAGUAACGAACGACCGAAUGGUUCAAAUUUCUUGUAUAAAAUAGUGACAACGAUAAAAUGGGCAUUCCUUUUGUUGUAGCAUGCAAUCUGUAAGAACAAUUUUUCAAAUAGUAGCGCCCUGAAAGAAAAGAAGCUAUUAUAAAACUAACGAUACCACUCUUAUUACUCUUUAAGACACAAGACUUUACCUGUACUAUUACUCUUAUUACGAGAUAAAACAUAAGCAGCGCAAAAGCAAGCAAACUCUGUUGUGCAAAUGCAAUUUGCAACGAUUUAUAUAACAAAGGAUAAAGAUAAUGCAAAGCCACGCAAGGAGACACAACACAAGCAAUGACUUGCGUAGUUUCAUGUCAGAAUAGUCCUUUCGAAGGACACAACAAAAAAGUUAUAAUGCUUAAUCUAUGGGACUAGAGUAAAUUCUAUAUAAUUUUCUUUUCUAUGCAACUCUGUACUCGUGGAAAACACAAAACUACAAGGACGGAAGUAAAAAUAAUGAAUGAAAGUCUAAGAUUGCUGUAACUACUAUUGUUUCUCAUUUUUUUGGAACAAAUUCAACACACACACAAAUUAAUAAUACCUACUAUUCCAAAUAUGCCCAGAAGGUUAGGUUAAAACACAUUAUGAAACUUUAAAAAAGGAAGCGACAAACUUCUUCCCGACAAGAAAACAGAAAACUCACACACAACACAAAACACUACCCUAAAAAAAUCAAAAACACACGUCACAACUGUCGAGUGUUGGCCGCUGCCUGAAAAUAACGAAAAUACACGAUCGUGGGGGAAAUCGAAGGGAUGAAACAAGUGUACGAUUAUUAGUGUCCUCCAUGUACUAAUACUAACUGUAAAAUAAAAACAAUUAAUACAGGACCGGAAAAGCAACAUAAAGAGCACAAGAGCAUAUUAUAGAACGAAUGUAAUCGACUUUGGCAGGAAUGACAGCAAUCAGCAGCAACAAAAUUAUGAUUGUUAGUUUUUUCACUAAUAAAACGGCGCUGAGAACGGCUAAAAAAUGUA
Messenger RNA from Uranotaenia lowii, 3953 nucleotides. RefSeq names its product serine/threonine-protein phosphatase 2A 56 kDa regulatory subunit gamma isoform-like. Gene Ontology annotation, molecular function: protein phosphatase activator activity. Lineage: Eukaryota; Metazoa; Arthropoda; Insecta; Diptera; Culicidae. The coding region runs from base 423 to 2150 and encodes 575 amino acids. Gene Ontology annotation, biological process: protein dephosphorylation; signal transduction. The record is from RefSeq and is a predicted model, not a curated record. Gene Ontology annotation, cellular component: cytosol; protein phosphatase type 2A complex; nucleus. The transcript is spliced from 2 exons.